Sorghum bicolor (sorghum) is the source of this 1719-nucleotide messenger RNA. RefSeq names its product histone deacetylase 9. The coding region runs from base 165 to 1457 and encodes 430 amino acids. Gene Ontology annotation, molecular function: histone deacetylase activity. Lineage: Eukaryota; Viridiplantae; Streptophyta; Magnoliopsida; Poales; Poaceae. The transcript is spliced from 14 exons. The record is from RefSeq and is a predicted model, not a curated record.
ACGGCGGCUUCCGCUUCUCCCCUUGCGCUCGUGCACGACCGCCCCGCCACAUCCAUCCGCCGCCGCCGCCGUCGCGCUGGGUCUGGUUCGGCCUCUGUUAACCUGGGCCGCUGGGCGACCUUGAUUUUCUCUGCCCCCGUGCCGCGGUCGUCAGCAGUGAAGCGAUGCUGGAGAAAGACCGGAUAUCCUACUUCUACGACGGAGAUGUUGGCAAUGUCUACUUUGGGCCAAAUCACCCCAUGAAGCCUCAUCGUCUCUGUAUGACACAUCACCUUGUUCUUUCAUAUGGACUUCAUAAAAAGAUGGAGAUAUAUAGACCACACAAAGCAUAUCCAAUAGAGCUUGCCCAGUUCCAUUCUGCUGAUUAUGUGGAAUUCUUGCACCGGAUAACUCCUGACACCCAGCACCUAUAUGCAAGUGAAUUAACCAGAUACAAUCUUGGAGAAGACUGUCCGGUCUUUGAUAAUUUGUUUGAGUUCUGCCAAAUCUAUACUGGAGGAACUUUAGAUGCUGCUCGCAGAUUAAAUCAUAAAACAUGUGACAUCGCCAUUAAUUGGGCUGGUGGGCUGCAUCAUGCCAAAAAGUGUGAGGCGUCAGGCUUCUGUUACAUUAAUGAUCUAGUAUUAGGAAUUCUGGAGCUUCUGAAGUACCAUGCCAGGGUUCUUUAUAUUGACAUUGAUGUCCAUCAUGGAGAUGGAGUUGAAGAAGCCUUUUAUUUCACUGACAGGGUAAUGACUGUGAGCUUCCACAAAUAUGGUGAUCUGUUCUUUCCUGGAACGGGUGAUAUUAAGGAUAUAGGAGAAAGGGAAGGAAAAUAUUAUGCCAUCAACAUUCCACUUAAAGAUGGGAUAGAUGACUCUAGCUUUACUCGACUUUUUAAAACAAUUAUUGCCAAAGUUAUUGAGACAUAUCUGCCUGGUGCUAUUGUUCUGCAAUGUGGGGCUGAUUCAUUGGCGAGGGACCGUCUAGGCUGCUUCAACCUCUCCAUUGAAGGCCAUGCUGAAUGUGUAAAGUUUGUCAAGAAAUUCAACAUUCCUCUUCUGGUAACUGGAGGUGGUGGAUACACCAAGGAGAAUGUAGCAAGAUGUUGGGCUGUUGAAACUGGGGUCCUUUUAGACACAGAACUCCCAAAUGAGAUUCCAAACAAUGAAUACAUCGAGUACUUUGCUCCAGAUUAUACACUGAAAGUUCCAAAUUUGAACAUGGACAAUUUGAACAGUAAGACCUAUCUCAGUUCAAUCAAAGUGCAAGUGAUGGAGAGUUUGCGGUCCAUACAGCAUGCUCCUGGUGUUCAAAUGCAAGAGGUUCCUCCAGAUUUUUAUAUCCCAGAUUUUGACGAAGAUGAAUUGGAUCCUGAUGAACGCGUUGACCAGCAUACCCAAGACAAGCAGAUUCACCGUGAUGAUGAGUACUAUGAAGGUGACAAUGACAACGAUCACGACGAUGGCGCACGCUAAUCUGCUUCCAAGGAACCGGUGUAAAUGGAAACUGUUGUUGUGUAGCUCAGCAGCCUUGUGAUGGAGUAGUUUGUCAGUCGACAGUAGGAUCUAACUUAGCAGGUCAAAGUGAUUGUGACCCCUCCUGAAUUACACAUUCUAGUACAACUUUGCUCAUUUUUCAGCAUGCAAGAAUGCAAAUUUCUCAGUGGUACUGGUAUUUGGUAUCUCAAAAAAAAUACAUGCAUGAGAAAUUGAUUUAUGCAGCUCAGUGAUAUGCUGA